AUGGUGCGCGUUGGAGGCGGUUGGUCUGACCUCGGCGAGUACCUGCGUCAAUACGCUGAACACCACGGCCGCCGAACAGCAAGCGAAGGCAAAUUCGAGGUGCUUGGUCUUGAAGUCAAGAACGUGGAGAACUCGCCCACUCGCCCCGAGAGCCGGCGCGAGAGACGCAUCAGCAUGGGCUACCCCUUUCCCAGCCCUUCGACCACGCCAGUCAAACCAUCGGGCUUGGGCGUCGGCAUCUCGAUAGACAGGACACCUCCGCCCAUGCCCAACUUCCGGGUAUCGACACCAGACGCGACCGAAGGACCAGUCAUGUCUUCCACCACACCGUCCGGCAGCCCGUGGCAAGGCCGCGAAGUUGGGCUCGCGGGCCCAAACACAAAAAAGCUUGAGCUCAGCGGCGAAAAGCUGCAGUGGAUCGAGGGCAUGAUGAAACAAGUUCGUACCGUGAGCACAAAUGCAAUCACAAUCGAUCGCCCGCCUUUCCAGCGCGACGAGCGCCCAGCAACAAGUGGCGGCGGAAGUCGUCCAGGCAGUCGUCCAGGCAGUCGUCCAGGUAGUCGCGCCGGCCUAGGCGGAACCCUCGGCGGCAAGAAGACCGAGUUCGCCGACUUGGGCAAAGUUGGCGGCACAAGAAGAGUGUUUAUGAAAGGUGGAAAGUCGAAUUUCGGUCCUGGCGAGCAGCAGUAA
Molecule: messenger RNA, 690 nt
Organism: Exserohilum turcica Et28A
Lineage: Eukaryota; Fungi; Ascomycota; Dothideomycetes; Pleosporales; Pleosporaceae
Exons: 1
Coding region: 1-690 (229 amino acids)
Molecular function (GO): microtubule binding
Source: RefSeq, a predicted model, not a curated record